Striga asiatica is the source of this 438-nucleotide messenger RNA. The record is from the annotation of a GenBank genome assembly. Lineage: Eukaryota; Viridiplantae; Streptophyta; Magnoliopsida; Lamiales; Orobanchaceae.
AUGGAGACCGGGAUUGGACCUGCAAGCCGAUUACUGCUCAAAUCAAGGAGUGAGAGAUUCUUUAAAUUGGAAAAGCUAUCGGGCACGGUCCCAUUCAGGAAAUUACUAGACAAAUCAAGCGCAAUUGACAAUGUGAGUAGGAAGAGAACCAGUGAGCUGAUUAUUCCGGAGGUUGAGAUGCUGCAGCUGAGGAGGCCAAGAAGGCGGGAUAUUACCGGAAAGAGAGUUGUUCUGAAGAGCAAGGUAGAGCAAAGAUGGGGACUGAGCAAAGGUGGUAUAACCCCAGACAAGGAAUUGUUAGCAAGAUCAAUAGUUUGCAGAAGGGGAGGAAGGGCGAGCGAAGAAGGGAUUGAACCAGAAAACCUGUUAUUGAACAACUGUAAUCCUCUGAGUGUGGGGAUAAAACCUAGAGAAGUGGGAAUUGCACCGCCAAUUUGA